GUCUCAACAAAUAUCUAGCUCGUAUCAUAAUCCAGACGUGUAAUAUUUUGUUCAAGAUAUUGUUUGAGCAAAUGGGUUCUCUAAUAGCAGGAUGGCACUCACCCACCCUUGAUCCAAAGGCAGAGGCGCUCAAGAGGAACUCUUCAUUAACGAGAGGAGAGAUUGACAAUUACUGGAGAGCAAACAAGAAACCAGAGGAAGAACACUUCAAAGCCAUUUCUGAGAUCUCAUCAGAUGGUGUUCAGGAAAGUGCGUUUGGGGACGCCGGGCAAAGGUUUGAGAGGUCGAAAUCCGCGCCUUCCGUAAAUAUAAAGGAGGAUUUCUUCCCGGACAUGAAAACGGAGAAAAUCAUCAAGAAAAGGGGAUGGUGGACUAGGAGCAACUCGGCCUUUCUGAACGACCCACCGGCCUCUACAUGAAGGUGCUUCCAACACUUACACGUCGCAGCUCCACGUGGCUAGCUUGGGCCCAUCCAAAUGAGGAGGCAGUGAGAUGGAAUUAUUAAUUACCUAAUAUUUCUCAAAGUUCAAAUACAGAAGAAUAUUGUCUAUAUGUCAUAUAUAUGCCACUAAAGGCUAAAGCUUUGAUUUACUUUUUUAUUUUUGUUUUGUGUGUAUGGCAGUUUAAUUUGGUUUUUCAGGCUUGUAAAGGAAGAGGAAAUUGUAAUUCUAUUUUCUUGGGAAUGGUUAUGCGUUUGCAUGUCACAUUAUAUAUCUUGUUUUCGCUA
Corylus avellana is the source of this 727-nucleotide messenger RNA. The record is from RefSeq and is a predicted model, not a curated record. NCBI's taxonomy places the organism in Eukaryota, Viridiplantae, Streptophyta, Magnoliopsida, Fagales, Betulaceae.